Molecule: messenger RNA, 2060 nt
Organism: Maylandia zebra (zebra mbuna)
Lineage: Eukaryota; Metazoa; Chordata; Actinopteri; Cichliformes; Cichlidae
Gene: emx1
Product: empty spiracles homeobox 1
Biological process (GO): neuron differentiation; brain development; central nervous system development
Cellular component (GO): nucleus
Molecular function (GO): DNA-binding transcription factor activity, RNA polymerase II-specific; RNA polymerase II cis-regulatory region sequence-specific DNA binding
Source: RefSeq, a predicted model, not a curated record
UGCAGCUUUGAGGAGGUGUGAAAGUUCUCAUGGAAUUCAACGACCUGCAGCCUCAAUGGAGAGCGCACUCACGCUUUAACCAACAUGCGUUUUAGAGCAGGCGAUCGUAAAGGGGGGGAAUCCCUCUUUGCAUUUUAUUUGCAGAGGAAACAGCAGUUCCUGUUAAAGUUGUAUACAGAGACGGAGGACGCCAUUAAAGCUGCAGGCUAAAACAGAAAGACCGCCGGAUACCGACUGUGCAACUUUUACGUUCGACAGCAAAACCUUUCAUCAAGCCUUGUUCAAAGUGGGAUGUUUGUUUAUGCUGAGGAGGGGAGCCGGUGGAAGAGCGGGGCCCGUACAGGUGGCCGAACGACCGCACUUCUUAUGCAGAUGAUGUUUUCGUCUGCAGGCAAGCGCUGCUUCACGAUAGAGUCUCUGGUCGCUAAAGAGAACCCUCUAACAGCAGAGGAUCCCAUCCGCCCGACGGCUUUAAGUUACUCCAACCCGACGACAGAUGCCUUAAUGAACAGUUACCAGGCUCCACCACCGGCCAGGUCCCUCUACCAGAGCCCGGACCUGGUGUUCCCGGAGACGAUGAACCACCCCUCACUCACCGUGGCUCCUCACCAGCUCGGAGGAUCCCACCUACAGCAUCCGCACUUCUUUGGGACGCAACACCGAGACCCGCUCAACUUUUACCCCUGGGUGUUACGUAACAGAUUUUUUGGACACAGAUUUCAAGGUAACGACGUGUCCCAGGACAGCCUGCUCCUCCACGGCCCUUUCGCGAGAAAACCCAAACGCAUCCGGACGGCCUUCUCUCCCUCCCAGCUCCUCCGGCUGGAAAGAGCCUUCGAGAAGAACCACUAUGUGGUCGGAGCCGAGAGGAAACAACUGGCCAACAGCCUGAGUUUAUCUGAAACGCAGGUGAAGGUGUGGUUCCAGAACAGGAGGACCAAGUACAAGCGACAGAAGCUGGAGGAGGAGGGACCAGACAGCCAGCAGAAGAAGAAGGGGAACCACCACAUCAACAGAUGGCGCAUCGCCACUAAGCAGACCAGCUCCGAGGACAUUGACGUGACCUCAGAGGACUAAAUCUGCGGUCCAGCCUCUGACAAUGCUGCCCUACCCCUGCGUCUGCUUGUGACGCAUCAGAGGACCAAUACUAUUUAUUAUGUAAUAUUAUUAAGUAUAAUUAGACACAUUAGAGGAAGACUCGAGGACUUAAUAUGUGAUCACUGCUCAUCUCUUCAUCAAGGUGCUAUACUCUGUGACACUGGGAGGGGUGGGGGGCAUCUUAUUUAAUGAAAUCUCCUCUGAUUGUCUCUGGAUGAGAAGAGAUUCUGACAUCGUUUGAUCAUUUUGGUUGUGUGACAGCCAAACAUGAAGAGACAUGACACCCUCUACCAUGGUGUUUUUGUUGUUUUGUUUUUUUAAAUUGUACAUAGACCAGUGAAGGUUACGUGUUUUUUGUUUGUUUUGUUGGGGGGGGGUGUUACCACUUGCUUAGGUCAUUAACACUUCAUCGCUCGCCCUACUCCACCACCUGUGUACCAAGUUAAUUUAAAUUUCUCCUCACUUACAAGAAGGAGGUGAUCCACACUAUGAAUCCACCCGGUGAGUCGGAGGACGCACUCGGUGCCAGACCGGAAGAACAAAAACUGGGGAGAAACAAACAAAAAAAAUUACGUAAAGGAGCACGCAUCUAAAGAAGAUUCAAAGACCCUGCAUGAUUUUAUUCCCACUUUCACGCCUUCAAAGCCGUCUUGGCUCUUUGUUACACUUCCUAAUGAAGAUUCUUCACAGUAAUGUGACUCUUGGCCAGCUGUGCAUGACUCUGGGACAGAUGAGAAGCUGCAGAGACCUCUGGUGUUCGGGUUAACUUGAGCUGCAUAGUACAAGUUCACAGCUUCGUGCUUCUUCUGCCAUGGCACAUUUGUGAUCGUGAAUGUGUGCAGAUUUCAUCCAGCACUGUGUAGUACAAAAACGUAAUAUGACCAGAACAGUUGUGCGAGCGGAACGUGUAAUUACAGAAAGAUGUUUUAGAAAUAAAAGUAAAAAUUAUUUCUCUGAUGGGA